Cyprinodon tularosa is the source of this 1678-nucleotide messenger RNA. RefSeq names its product coenzyme Q7 homolog, ubiquinone (yeast) (gene coq7). The transcript is spliced from 6 exons. Gene Ontology annotation, molecular function: 3-demethoxyubiquinol 3-hydroxylase activity. The record is from RefSeq and is a predicted model, not a curated record. Bases 101 to 766 code for a protein of 221 amino acids. Gene Ontology annotation, cellular component: nucleus; mitochondrial inner membrane. Lineage: Eukaryota; Metazoa; Chordata; Actinopteri; Cyprinodontiformes; Cyprinodontidae. Gene Ontology annotation, biological process: ubiquinone biosynthetic process; determination of adult lifespan; regulation of reactive oxygen species metabolic process.
AGUAUGCGUUUACUUCUAUCAGCUGACGCUCAAUGUCAGUCUGCAUGUAUUUCCCUCGGUUUAUUUCCUAUAGUAGAGCUUAAGUUCUUCGAUAACCGCAAUGCACAGAGCUGCAUGCGCAACUUUAUGCGACUGGCCUCAGUUAGUCAGACCAACAAUGAUCCGACAGAGUUUAAAAUGCUCAGGUUCCCUCCAGAGCAGCUCUCGUGCCUACAGUGUUAUUCCUCCACCGCGCGACAGGGAGGAGCAGGAGAUGGUGCACCGGAUGCUGCGCGUGGACCAUGCUGGUGAAUACGGUGCCAACCGCAUCUAUGCCGGACAGAUGGCAGUGUUGGGCAGAUCGAGGACUGGUGCUCUUAUCCAGCAAAUGUGGGAUCAAGAAAAAAAACAUCUGGCAAAAUUCAAUGAAAUCCUUGCUGAGAACAGAGUUCGACCCACAGCUCUGUUGCCUCUCUGGAACCUGGCUGGGUUUGUUCUAGGGGCAUCCACUGCUCUGCUGGGUAAAGAGGGGGCCAUGGCGUGCACGGUGGCAGUAGAGGAGAGCAUCUCUGAACACUAUAACAGCCAGAUCAGAGCUCUGAUGGAGCGGGAUCCAGAGAGAUACACUGAGCUGUUAGAAGUAAUAAAGGAAUUUAGAGAUGAUGAAAUGGACCAUCAUGACACAGGAUUGGAGCAUGAUGCCGAAUCACUACCUGGUUACUGGCUACUAAAAAAUGCAAUCCAGCUGGGAUGCAAAGCUGCAAUAUACGUUUCUCAGCGUGUCUGAUUCUGUAUUUAAUUGUAACAAUUCCUUUUUUAUUUUAGUUCACACUUUUGAAAUGGGUUUCUUUGAAGCUGUCAUGAACGACAGAAGGAACUGUGAUGUAAAACAAUGUUGUAAUAUUACCAGAUGUAUCAUUAGGUAUACAAAGCAUUGUAAAAGACAUGAAGGGCUCCAUUCUGACUGCGUGACUACUAUGCUUCAGUUUGUUUAAAGGAAUCUUGCUUAUAUGUGACUGUUAUGUUUUCUUAGAUGUGUGGUUUUGAUUUUAAAUUGUCAUCAUUAAGUUGGCUCAAAAAAGGUAUUAGUUACACAUUGGUUAUAUCUCUGUUGAAAUAAAUAAGCUGAUAAAUAUCUUCUUUCAAUACAUCUAUAAACUCAGUUCCUAAGUUGGAACGUUGUGUAAAAUGUGAUGAAUAAAUAAACUACAAAGACAAGAUAUUUUUAUGCCUAAAAGUUGUUUAGAAAAAAAAAUGGGACGUGUUUGGUAAAAUCCACAGAUGAGCAAAACUGGAGGGGCAUUUCUGCAGGGAAGUGCACAGACACUAGGUGGUGCUAGAGGACCUGUCCCUGAUCCUAGUCUAGACAAAAAAAAAAAAAAAAAGGCUUCUUAUUCUGAAAUAAUUUUCUUUUUUUUUAAGUAAUGUUUGGCCAAAGUUAGCAUUUCUGAAUUUAAAAACCUAUUUCACCAGUCCCUUAUAUUUUUUUUAUUUUGAACAAGACAAAGCAAGCAGUUUAACUUCUUGAACUUGGAUAUUAAGGUUGAAACUUUAGCAACAGGCUAAUAAAAUGUAUCCCCUUCCCUGUUACAUCUUCAAUGGCUGCCCCCUGAUACCAGCAGACAAUUUGAUAAGGUAGCUCUUUGAUUAAAUUAAAAUGGUUAUUUAUAACAUGAGAUAAAAUUUGCUAUUCUGAUUA